Messenger RNA from Sardina pilchardus (European sardine), 1116 nucleotides. RefSeq lists its product as uncharacterized. The transcript has 4 exons. The record is from RefSeq and is a predicted model, not a curated record. NCBI's taxonomy places the organism in Eukaryota, Metazoa, Chordata, Actinopteri, Clupeiformes, Clupeidae. Gene Ontology annotation, cellular component: cytosol. The coding region runs from base 39 to 716 and encodes 225 amino acids.
AGCUCAGCAUAGCAGACGCAUGAAGCCAGGCGUUAGCCAUGAAAACAAUCAUUAUCUCCGCUUUCUGCUUCACAUCUAUCAGCUUAGUUGCAUGCCAUGGUAAGAAGCAAGAGUGGAAUGUUUAUGAGACCCUCUGGACAUGGAGCCUGGAUCUAGCGAACAGGACUCUGAAUCUGGAUUUCAUCCGGCACAUGCAAGUCGGGGACCUGCCUGCGGACCGCUAUGUAAACUUCACCAUCCAAGACAUCAAUUACCUGGUUAAGGUGACGGAGAUGCUGCGCAAAGUCAGUAGAUCUGUGACAGAGCCUGCUGACCUGAGUCAGUUCUUCCAGGGCAGAUAUAAAAGCUACAAGAACUUCCGUGACUAUCUUCUGAACACGUAUUUCCUUAAGAGUGCAUCUGACAUCACACCGACACCAGCCAUGAGGAAGUACCUGUCUGACUACGAGACCAUCAUGUACACCAAAGAACCCAUCUACUUUGCUGUGUCUCUCCUACCAUGCUCCCGACUAUGGGGGUGGCUCGCCAACAAAGUAGACAUUACGCAGACCAGUGCUUACUUUGCCUGGAAGAAGGACAACAUGGGCGGCCAUCCUGAGAAGCACUACAAGGAGCUGCUCAACAAACAUCUGAACGUGACCGAUAAAGUAUUAGAGGCUUACCGCAUAUUCCGAAUGCAAAUGCAGAAUGAACACGACUUUUUUGCGUCUUCGUAAAAACAAAGUUUUCCUUCCACAAUUGAACUGGCUGUGGUGCUGAACUCAUGUCCCACUUAAUGUGCUGGCAAAGUUCAGAUUACUAAAAAAAAAAUAUGGAGGUUAUGAUAAUGUGAUCAUAGUGUUGCCCUUUCGGUAGGCUAUUUCACAAGUCUACCAUGUAACUAAAAGUUAUUUUUUACAUUUAAAGCAGUGCUAAAGCACUUUUCCUCUGUCACACACAGGCUAUUUGUUUAUCCAGCACAUAAUGAUGUCCACAGACAAGGUUGAGUAUGUUGCAAGAUUUUAUGAAAGUAUGAUGUAUUGUAUGUCAAAUUUGUAGUUUCUUAUGUCUCAUUCCAUCGAACUACAGAUCCGCUACCUGUAAGUGUGUGCAGAAGUGCUGUUCACCCUGUUACGA